Myripristis murdjan (pinecone soldierfish) is the source of this 3826-nucleotide messenger RNA. RefSeq names its product dipeptidyl aminopeptidase-like protein 6. The transcript is spliced from 26 exons. Gene Ontology annotation, cellular component: voltage-gated potassium channel complex; plasma membrane. NCBI's taxonomy places the organism in Eukaryota, Metazoa, Chordata, Actinopteri, Holocentriformes, Holocentridae. Gene Ontology annotation, biological process: proteolysis; regulation of potassium ion transmembrane transport. The coding region runs from base 1 to 2535 and encodes 844 amino acids. The record is from RefSeq and is a predicted model, not a curated record. Gene Ontology annotation, molecular function: serine-type peptidase activity; potassium channel regulator activity.
AUGGCUUCGCUGUAUCAGAGAUUCACCGGGAAGAUCAAUACGAACAAUUCCUUCCCGCACCCACCUGAGGCCAGCCACCUUCUCGGUGGACAGGUUGCAGAGGAGGAAAACGCAGGCAAGACCCCUCAGCCCCUCGCCGACGGCCGACCUCACGUCCAAUACCGCAAGAAAAACGUGCGGGAGGAUGAGGAUGACCUGGUGGGCAGCGUCCCGGCCCAGAGGAACUGGAAGGGAAUUGCUAUCGCCCUGCUGGUCAUCCUCAUCAUCUGCUCCCUGAUUGUCACCUCUGUCAUCCUGCUGACUCCUCGUGAAGAUGACAGUCUUGCCCUCAAGAAGAAGGUGACUGUAGAGGACGUCUUAGGUUCAGACCUUCACAUCCAUGACCCAGAUGCCAAAUGGCUCAGUGACAAUGAACUGCUGUAUCGCACGAGGGAAGGAGAUGUUGUCAAACUUAACGUUGACACGCUGGAGAGAGUUGUGGUUGUGGAGAACAAGAAGUUUGAAACAUACAAAGCCACAAAGUAUCAAGUAUCUCCAGACAUGCAACACGUGCUGUUGGCCUUUGGCGUGACCCCGGUCUACCAGCACUCCUAUUUGGCCAGUUACAUCAUUUGCAGCCUUGUUACACCGGAAACAUGGAGUUUGAACCCCCCUGAGGUGCACAACGCGGUCCUGCAGUUCGCUGGGUGGGGGCCCCAAGGCCAGCAGCUGAUCUUCAUAUUUGAAAACAACAUCUACUACAGAGCAACCGUGGAGAGUCGUUCGAUUCGGCUGGUGUCCACUGGUAAAGAGGGAGUCGUCUUCAACGGUCUGGCUGACUGGCUGUAUGAAGAGGAGAUCCUGCAGUCCCACAUCGCCCACUGGUGGUCUCCAGAUGGCCUGUGGCUGGCCUAUGCCACCAUCAAUGACACCCUGGUGCCCAAGAUGGAAGUCCCCAUCUUCACAGGCUCGCCUUAUCCCAGCGGCUUGGAGUAUCACUACCCAAAGGCUGGCGAGGAGAACCCUGUAGUGCACCUGUCAGUGGUGAGUCUCAACGGUCCCCUGCACACUGUGGUGAUGAAGAAACCCGAUGACCCCCGAAUAGGGAGGGAAUACUAUAUCACCAUGGUGAAAUGGGCCACCAGCACCAAGCUGGCUGUCAACUGGCUGAACAGAGCCCAGAACAACUCCAUCCUGACAUUGUGUGAGGCUACAACCGGAGUCUGCAUUAAGAAACAUGAGGAUGAGAGUGAGAGCUGGUUGCACAGACAGAACGAAGCACCUCUGUUUUCCCAAGACGGACACAAGUUCUUCCUGACCAGAGCCAUCCCUCAGGGUGGGAGAGGGAAGUUUUUUCACAUUUCCAUGUCCACCUCGAAGCCCAACACCAGUAUCGACAUACUUCAGUCCCUGACCUCUGGAGACUGGGACGUCACCAGCAUCUUGGCCUACAAUCAUGACAGGAACCUCAUAUACUUCCUGAGCACAGAGGAUGACCCUAAACGACGACAUCUGUACAGUGCCGACACGAUUCCUCCGUUCAACCGCCGCUGCCUGUCGUGCGAGUUCAAGUGCGGCUACGUGGACGGCUCCUUCAGCCACAACAUGCGGUACUUCUUACUCAACUGUAAAGGCCCAGAUAUACCCAGUGUGGCUGUCUAUAGCACCAAGGACAAACAGAAGGUGUUUGACGUGGAGACAAAUGAACGCGUGAACAGUACCUACCACAACAUGCAGAUGCCCAAAGUGGAGUAUAAGACCAUCACCAUAGACGACUACACUUUGACAAUGCAGAUUUUGAAGCCAGCUGGAUUUAUAGAUACAGCCCAUUACCCCUUACUGCUACUGGUAGAUGGCACGCCGGGCGGGCAGAUGGUGACGGAGCAGUUCCAGGUGGACUGGGCCACGGUGCUCGUCAGCAGUUUCAGCACCAUCGUCAUCCGCUUCGACGGCCACGGCAGCGGCUUUCAAGGCACCAACCUGCUUCACAGGGUCAGGAGGAAGCUGGGGAAGCUGGAGGAGCGGGACCAGCUGGAGGCACUCAGACUCAUAUCCAAAGAGCCGUACAUUGAUAAAACUCGAAUGGGAGUGUAUGGAAAGGUCUAUGGAGGAUAUUUAGCCACAAUGCUUCUGAGCUCUGAGGAGUUUACCCAGCUGAAAUGUGGAACUGCAGUCUCUCCCAUCACAGACUUUGAGCUUUAUGCCUCCGCAUUUUCAGAACGAUAUCUCGGCUCACCAAAGACAGACUCUCGAGCAUAUCAGAUGGCAAAUUUAGCACACAGAGCGGGCCAGCUUCUGGAUAAGCAGUACUUGAUAAUUCACCCAACUGCUGACGAAAAGGUUCAUUUCCAGCACACAGCCAAAUUUAUCAACCAUUUAAUCGUCGAGAAGGCCAAUUAUACUCUACAGAUCUACCCAGAUGAGGGGCACUUCUUACACAGCGAAGGGACACAGCAGCACCUGAGCCAAUCGCUGGUCAACUUCUUUGAGGAGUGUUUCCGGGUGCCGGACAUCCUGACAGACGACGAGCAGGAGGAAGACGAGGAUGACGGUUAAACUCGGUCGUCCACGCAGCCUGGCUAGCUCCUACAGCACAAUAUGCAACAGAUCUUUCUUAACCCCAUCACCCACCUGCUGCCAUCUAUCAGCUCGACUCUGGAGUGCAGUCCCUGCAUGUGCAAAGGGCCUCACCCUGCAGCCUGUCCUCACCCUCCGCUGGCUGACAAGGGGACCAGUCAGAACGGCUCUUAUGUCACAUCGAUGACAGCAAACGAAUCACAGAUGUGGACGACUCAUAUCUUUAUCUGCUAUUGGAUUAAAUGAACUUGGUGUUGAAGGAGCCACCUCUUGUACCCCCUCUGGUGGACGAAUAGAGGAUCAACAUAAUGUUCAUUGAGGAAUGCAUCUCCGUUCCCAACCACGCACAUUAAUAGAGCGCUUUGCAGCACAAAAUAUCCCCUGUGAAGAUCGUCAUCCAGUUCAUUAUGUUUAGAUUGAACUUUGAAUGGCUGCCAGUUUCUGAUAACCUACCAACCCCACCUUCUGAUUAUUGUGUCCAUGAUUACUGCCUACUUGUUUCUCUGAUGUUCAGUAUGUCUUACAGUAGUAUUGUGGCUAUGAAUGGAUGUAUGGCUACAUCAAUCCUUAGCUGCCUUCAAAAAUGAGGGCACAUGGUUAACUUGUGCUGUUCCAAAAUAAUAAUAAUAAAAAACGCAUCUAAACAAAUAACAUUAUCAAUAUGAUUUCCUCUCCUCACAUUUUGGAAUUGAACUGUGUUCUUUUAGUCACUGUGCCUUACUGUGGGUAAAAUAUUCAUGUUAGAGACCCACGUGACACUGAAAACGAGUAAAUAUGGGCAAACUGUGCAUUACUUUGAUGAGUCAAAGCCAGAUUAUGAUUUGAUUUUCUUCACAUCCUCAAUAGGAAAGGAGAGCCAAUCAGUUUAUUCAUGCAGGAAUUUACAACACACAAGUUAUGACACAUUUUAUCUUAGAAAUUUAGAAUGAACCGAGUAUGAGCCUGUAUUUUGUGCUUGAGGGAUGAUGUACUGAUGAAAAAAAAAAACAAAAAAAACCUACAGCAUAUUUUAUUUGCUAUUACAGAUUGUUGACACACUGUAUUUACUUUCCAAAUUGGCAUAUUGGUGAGUUAACUAUGUUGAAUUUUGUUUAUUUUGUGACUUAGUUUGUUUGAAUUGUGUGUUAAAUGGCUUGACUGUCCCCAUGUCAGUUACGUUCGUAUUGUUAGUGAAGGUUUCUAGUCAGCUGAUGUACAAAAUGUAUAAAAUCUUACAUUGUUUAAGUCUUUGUUGUCUGUGUGACUUGUACAUAAAGCAUUUUGAAAUGUA